CUCAUUUGGUAUGUCAUUAUGACAAUUUUUUCACGAAGGCAACAUUUAGUGAUUAGUCACUUUGCUUGGUUCACCAAAAUUUUGUUUUCCUGCUUAAUUUCCGUUAAAAACGCCUGUUUAUCCAUAUUAAAGUGUAAUUAACAUAUCAUAUUAUCAAAAUGUCGUCCCGCAAGACCGCCGGCCGUCGUGGCACGAACAAGAAGCGCGCCCAGCGUGCCACCUCCAAUGUGUUUGCCAUGUUCGACCAGGCGCAGAUCGCAGAGUUCAAGGAGGCCUUCAACAUGAUUGAUCAGAACAGAGACGGAUUUGUUGAUAAGGAUGAUCUGCAUGACAUGCUCGCUUCUCUUGGUAAGAACCCGACAGAGGACUACUUGGAAGGCAUGAUGAACGAGGCCCCGGGCCCCAUUAACUUCACUAUGUUCCUAACUCUCUUCGGUGAACGUCUGCAGGGCACGGAUCCAGAGGAUGUCAUUAAGAAUGCCUUCGGCUGCUUCGACGAAGAAAACAACGGAGUCAUAAACGAAGAGCGUCUCCGCGAGCUCCUCACCACAAUGGGCGACCGUUUCACCGACGACGACGUCGAUGAGAUGCUACGAGAGGCGCCUAUCCGCGACGGGCUCUUCGACUAUGUGGAGUUCACACGUAUACUUAAACACGGAGCUAAGGACAAGGAUGAGCAGUAAGGGAGACGAAGGUGGUUUUAUAAAGCUGUAAGGUACUUUUUUACAAGUGUUAUAUCUGGGGCCCAUUUCUCAAAACUGAAAGUUACAAGUUACAAGCGAAGUCUCUUUCCAACUUGUCAUAUUAGACAUUGACUUGACCGCUUGUAAAUUGUAACUUGUAGAUUCGAGAAAUGCGCCCCUGGUCCUAACUGUAAUAGAUCCAUUAGUCUCCAAGAAAAUAUGCUAUAAUUAUUUUGAAUGGGUUAGUAACAUGUUACAUGAAGAGACUAACCCGUUAACCCUUUUCCAGGGGGUUUUCUCUAAAAUCCUGAAGAUUGACUCGAAUUCCAAAUAUAUUCCAAAUAACAUAGCUUUGAGGGUUCAUUUGAAGAGAAGUUACAUUUCCUGAAAGUACAAUCUAAUUUGUACUUUAAAUCAGAUUCCUUAAGUUUAAAUUUUAUUCGUCGAUAAGUUUUAUUGUGCCUAAAAAAAGUAUAAAUCAUUAUAUGUGGUUUAGUUAACUUAUAAGUGCCUUUUUAUCAACAACAAAAGCACUUCAAUGACCGAGAUAUAAUACUUGUAAACUAUUUACUUUUAGCUUUAUAAAGUAUGGUUAGCCAGGUUGGAUUUACAAGUAAUACAGGUAACCAUAGUUUAAAAACUAAGGACAUAUUUUAAUGUACUGUACUAAGACCGAGUUUAUAUGAAACUGAUUCUAUGUGUUAUAUUUAUAAACUAAGUAUGAUGUUGACAUCUAAAGCUGUACAGUAAAAUUACCUUGAAUAAUGAAGACAAUAUUUUUUCUCUCGAAGAAACAUUUAUUUCUUCAGUCAUUGUUUCCACCGUAUACUCAGAAGUAAUGAUUUCUGUUGACAUCUGAAUUGUUUUAACUGACAUGAUUAUCUCUGCCAAAAGAUAUAGUAUUGUCAUAAAUAUAAAGUUGCUUAAUAAACUUCGUAGAUAUAUUUUAGUCAGCACUUCUAUAGUUUAGGCACAAAAUGAAUAUGAUUUUUUUUUAAGCAUCAAGUUUACUUGUCAAUCCAAACUUUACAUCUAACGAGUAUAUUUUUUAGAUUUUUAUAUAUUGCCAAACUAAAAAUUGUUAUAAGACAAGUAACCGUUUUAGAUUAUAAGUUUUAAGUUGAUGUUUAUAUGGAUUAUAAAAUCUCUAAAGGUACUGCGGUGCUAAAAUAUAGUACUUAUGAUAUACAUUGCAUUUUAUAAGUUAUGCAUUUCUUUGAAAUUAUAAUUCCGUUUUGGACCAUUAAUAUAAGUUUGGCCGAAUCUAAAUCAUUUCCAAUUAUAUGAUUUUAAAGUAGUUUAAAACUUCUGUAGAAAGUGAUUAGUUGAAAGUAUUAAAUCAUUCCUAGAAUUAAAUUUGGCUGGAAAAUGAAGUAUAUUUUAAGUUAAGACGACUUUUGUUUAAAUUAUGAAUUAUUUUCCGAGAAUAUAACGUUAGUCUAACCAGCGUGUAUCUAAAUAUUAUGUAAUCAUGUAUGUAUUUAUUUGAUCUUAACAUAAUAAACUCUCUAUCCCAUA
This is a messenger RNA of Leguminivora glycinivorella, 2201 nucleotides long. RefSeq names its product myosin regulatory light chain sqh (gene sqh). Gene Ontology annotation, cellular component: myosin II complex; cytoplasm. Bases 159 to 683 code for a protein of 174 amino acids. Lineage: Eukaryota; Metazoa; Arthropoda; Insecta; Lepidoptera; Tortricidae. Gene Ontology annotation, molecular function: myosin heavy chain binding; calcium ion binding. The transcript has 4 exons. The record is from RefSeq and is a predicted model, not a curated record. Gene Ontology annotation, biological process: locomotion; post-embryonic development.